AUGCGUGCUCUAACCGGACUUUACCUGUCCGCGGCCUGCUGCCUCUUCGGUCAAGCACUCGCUUGGGAUCAACAACCCGACGGCUACGAGGUGAUCGACGGUCCCGAUGGCCCCGAGUCCGUGGACGCAUGGCGUCGUGACUGGACCGCAUGGAAGAAAAUGGAACUGAUCACCAACCGGUACAACCCGAAAGACUCGUGCAACGUGUACAACUUCCAGCAAACUCAAUGGACGCAGCAGAAUUUCGUGCAGACGUUUCUUAUGAUGAACGACCGCUCCAUCUACGAUCGCGAGACCCAGCAAUACACGGUGGACAAGUACGUGGAUGAGAUGCAGAGUCGUGUUGGCCCCAUUGACAGUGUGUUGAUCUGGCCUUCAUACCCGAACAUCGGUGUGGACAACCGGAACCAAUGGGAUCUCCUACGAGACCUUCCCGGUGGAGUCGAGGGCGUCAAGGGCGUCAUCGCUGACUUCCAUCGUCGUGUCUGGAAUGGAAGAAAUGGUACGCAUGUACAACGCCGACAUCACGACCCUAACGGAAGUAGUGGGUAA
Molecule: messenger RNA, 552 nt
Organism: Phytophthora infestans T30-4
Lineage: Eukaryota; Oomycota; Peronosporomycetes; Peronosporales; Peronosporaceae
Exons: 2
Coding region: 1-552 (183 amino acids)
Source: RefSeq, a predicted model, not a curated record